Closterium sp. Naga37s-1 is the source of this 2781-nucleotide messenger RNA. The record is from the annotation of a GenBank genome assembly. Lineage: Eukaryota; Viridiplantae; Streptophyta; Zygnematophyceae; Desmidiales; Closteriaceae.
AUGGGAGGUCGAUCUCCGCGGUCUCCAGGCGUGGUGGAGCGAUGGGCGGUGGAGGUGGGCAAGGACACGCAUCGCCUGUUGGAGUUCGUGCUGCAGGAGCCGGAGGUGGCGUCGCAGCGAGUGUCGCUCGUGCUCGUCUACGUUAUGAGCGAGGUCCCCUGCGCCAGUGAGUGUGACGCGCUUGCUCUCCUCGUCGCCGUUAACUCGUUUGGAGCGCGUCUUAAGGACAGCGUGCCGUGCGCUCUUCCACGUGGCUGUGUGCGCGCAGUGGGCAUAUCGUACAACGUGAGUCAGCUCGAGUCGCGCGUGGCGGACAUUCACGAGGCGCACGUGAUGGACACUAUUCUCAAGCCGCUCGUCAUGGAGCUGCACUUCAAGAAAAAGGUCCCACCGCAACCCCUUUCGCACUCCCGUGCGCCCUCCCGCUCCCUCGCAUCUCCGUGUCUCGCUUCCCUCACUGACUCGAUAGCCUUCGCUCUUUCCCCCCUGCUGCGUCGUUAUUCCCCGCCGUCAUUCACGGCCAUGCUCUCGCCGCAUUCCAUCCCUCUGCGGGUUGCUUCACUCCCCGCAGCUCGUCGCCACAGCGCACGUGGCGCGAGACGACAAGCCGGACGUGGGUCUGUGUCAGGCCGCCAUUCGCGUGGGGGCGUCGCGGCUCGUGGUGAACUCGCGGCACUCCUUCCUGCGCCCCAACCACAGCUUUGCGCACGGCUGCGCGCGCCACCUCGCGCCGCACCACUGCUCCGCUCUCCGCUCCACCCCCCCGCGCUUACCCGCGAUCAAGAUUCCGCCAUCGCGCAAGCUCCCACGCCCCCCCGCGAUCCCCGCUCCACCUCUCCGUCCCAGCCGCAGUCUCGCCGUCGCGCGCAGGUGCACGGGCAGGUUGCGCGGGCGUCGGGGGGCGACUUGGAGGCGGGUGCGCGGCUAACUCCGCGCCACUCCUCGUCCGCCUGCGCGCCCUCCGUCAUUCCCGCGUCUCCUGACCAUCACCUUCACGAAGCUUCGCAGCAGCGAUGGGGAAGGCCGAUCAACGGGGCAGGGGGGGCUGUGGGGGGGGAUGGUGGGGAAGGAAAGGGGCGCGGGGGAGCGGAGCCGGCACGGGAGAUGCACGCAUCAGCACGAGGGGGUGGCGUGGGGAGCAGAGAAGUGGCGGUGUCUAGCUGGGCGGAGAGACAGGCAGGGGCGGCCGUGGUGGAGGGGAGUUACGCGCGGAGCGAGGGAGGGGAGAGUAGAAGGUCGGUGGUGGAUGAAGCAGCGGAGGCAUGGACGGGGAGCAGCAAGGGGGCGAGGCGAGGGCGAGGCGCAUGCAGGGAGAGCGAGAGGGAGGGUGAGAGCGAUAGCGAAAUGGUUAAGAUGCGACAAGAGCUGCACGAGGCGCGGUGCAUGGUGCAGCAGCUGCACGCGGAGGUGGACAUGGCGCGCGCAGCAGCAGCAGAGGCGGUGGCGCUGGCAGCGGCGGCGCAGGGGGAGAGGGAGAUGCUGCAGUACGAGUUCCGCGAGUACUCGCUGCACCACCUGCACACCGCCACGGACGGCUUCAGUGAGCAGCGGCUGAUCGGGCAGGGCUCCAGUGGGCGCGUGUACCGCGGGGAGAUCAACCACACGCCUGUUGCCAUCCGCCGCCUUGAUGACUCCCUUGACUCUGCUCUGCAUGAGUUUGACAAGGAGGUGCGGCUGGGCAGCAGGCUGCGGCACCCCAACAUAGUGUUGCUGCUGGGGUGCUGUCGCUCCCCCCCGUGCAUAGUGUACGAGCUCAUGCCCAGUGGCUCGCUGUAUCACCGCCUGCUCUGCACCAACAACUCGCCCCCCCUGCUCUGGCACCAGCGCUUUGACAUCGCUGCCAACAUUGCUGCUGCCCUCGCCCACCUGCACUGCCGGGAGCACCCGAUAGUGCACUUUGACUUGAAGCCCACGACGGUGCUGCUGGGGCGGCAGCUGGAGGCGAAGAUAACAGACGUGGGGGUGGCGCGCAUGAUGAAGCGCACGGCGGGCGACGACAGCAUGUCAGGCCCCAUGGACGCACUUGGCUUCGGCUACGCGUGCCCUGAGCUGCUGCGCUCCAACGCCUUCUGCAGCCGCACCGAUGUGUAUGCGUUCGGCAUGCUGCUGUAUGAUUUAUUGGGCGCCACCACUAGCGGAGGCCGCGUGAAAGGGCUCAUUGCACAGCUGGAUGAGGCUGCUGCGGAGGGCGACCUGGCACUGCUGCACAGCCUCACGGACCCUGCUGCGCGCUGGCCCAGUAAGGUGGCUAUGGAGGUGGCGGCGCUGGCGCGGCAGUGCACCGCUGUCAAGCGCCGCGACCGGCCGGAUGUUGCGGGCGGCGUGCUGCCUGUGCUGCAGCAGCUGCGGCCGGCAGUGGAGUCAUUCCGGGCGGCGGAGGAGGCGGAGGCGGCGACUUUGGCGCUGCAGCAGCAGCUGGUGCUGCAGCGGCGGCAGGCGCAACUGCAGGGCAUGGAGGGCGGCGGUGGUGGUGCGGAGGAGGUGGUGUGGGAGGUGGCUCCUAACGCCUUCAGAUGCCCCAUCACCCUGGAGGUGAUGCAGUGGCCGGUGGUGGCAGCGGACGGGCACACAUACGAGGAGAGUGCGCUGCGCGAGUGGCUGAGCGUGAGCUCGCUCUCCCCCAAGACGCUCAUGCCACUGCCGCACCUGCACCUCACCCCCAACCACGCGCUGCGCUCGCUCAUCCGUGACUGGAUGGAGCGCAAGAAGCUGUCAGGCGCGCCCCCACGCACACCUGAUGGCUCCGGUGCACAUGCAGGAGGCGCUGUCCCGGGAGGGUAG